This is a messenger RNA of Branchiostoma floridae (Florida lancelet), 630 nucleotides long. RefSeq names its product zinc finger protein 436-like. NCBI's taxonomy places the organism in Eukaryota, Metazoa, Chordata, Leptocardii, Amphioxiformes, Branchiostomatidae. Gene Ontology annotation, cellular component: nucleus. Bases 97 to 630 code for a protein of 177 amino acids. The record is from RefSeq and is a predicted model, not a curated record. Gene Ontology annotation, biological process: regulation of transcription by RNA polymerase II. The transcript has 2 exons. Gene Ontology annotation, molecular function: RNA polymerase II transcription regulatory region sequence-specific DNA binding; DNA-binding transcription factor activity, RNA polymerase II-specific.
UCACGUCUUUUCCUAGUCUUUUCCAGCGAUUUGAUCUACUCUUCGUGUUUUGUUGACUGCUUCAGACUGGGAGAAGUAAGAUAAGUGAAGGAAGGGAUGGCUGAUUCCAACCUUAGAGGUCAUGAACAAGAACAUUCCAGUGAGAAACCCUACAUGUGUGGGGAGUGUGGAUACAGGACUGCUCGUAAGUCUCACUUAUCCCAACAUAUGAGAAUACACACUGGAGAGAAACCCUACAAGUGUGACCUGUGCGACUAUUCUACAGCACAGAAAUCCAACUUGGACUGCCAUCUAGCUAAACACACUGGUGAUAAACCCUACAUGUGUGGGGAAUGUGGAUACAGAACUGCUUUUAAGUCUCACUUAUCCCAACAUAUGAGAAGACACACUGGAGAGAAACCUUACAUGUGUGGGGAGUGUGGGUACAGGACUGCAAGGAAGACUGACUUAUUAAAACAUAUGAGAACUCACACUGGAGAGAAGCCCUUCAAGUGUGACAAGUGUGACUUUUCUGCAGCACAGAAAUCCACUUUAGACAGCCAUCGAGUAAAGCACACUGGUGAGAAACCCUACAUGUGUGGAGAGUGUGGGUACAGGACGGCUCAUAAGUCUGCCUUAUCCAACAUAUGA